Messenger RNA from Haemonchus placei, 783 nucleotides. Lineage: Eukaryota; Metazoa; Nematoda; Chromadorea; Rhabditida; Trichostrongylidae. The record is from the annotation of a GenBank genome assembly.
AUGGCAUGUAACUUGGCUCAUCGACGUAAGGAAGUCACGGGGGGCAGGAGGGUACUGCCAAAUCACAACCGACCAACGGCUUUCGUUCAACGACCAAACGCUGCUGUAUCUCGAUUCAUGGCUACUCAGUACACUGCCAAUGAAAGCAGGGAAGCAUUUCUUGAGGAAUCAAGGAACGCUACUUCCGCUUGCACGCAGGGAUCGCUCACUGUAGCAGUCAAACCACUUGAUGCGACUAUAGAUGGAGAUGUACGUCAAAGGGUCACUGAGGUGGCAAUGGUGGAAAGCAGACAGCUUGAUAACAGAAAGCAGAAGUACCGCCUUUGGUUGACUAAAUUUCACGCGGAGGCGGAGUUCUACUCAAACCAUGUUUUCAACGAAGGGCACUUUUUUCAGGGACGAUUCUCCAUUGGUGGAAAGCGUAAGAAUAAGUGUCACGAAUAUCUUCAAGAGAUGCCCAUUCCCGAAGGGGUUCGAGGAUACUUUGACAAGGAGGCGGGAGAGUUGGAAAUUGCAUUUCUUUUUCGGCACUUGCUUGUGCAAGCCUAUACUUUGUACUUACAGUUGCACGUCGAAGCAAUGCAUAAAAAUCGUAAGAACGGCGCCUGUUAUGAAGUAUAUCAUGAGGUUCUUGGAUAUGUGCGUGACAGUCACAACCUCUUGAGACAGGUCGAUGAGCCCACACUUGUGGCCAUAGCUGCCAGGAGGCUGCCUUGUGCUGCGGAAAGUGGACGACUUGUAUGGCAAAUCCAUAAAUUGGGUUUUCCAUCCACAGCGGCUUAA